This is a messenger RNA of Soboliphyme baturini, 397 nucleotides long. Lineage: Eukaryota; Metazoa; Nematoda; Enoplea; Dioctophymatida; Soboliphymatidae. The record is from the annotation of a GenBank genome assembly.
UUGAUGUAGACACGUCUCACAUGUUGCUGAAAGAUUCGCCUGUACCAGUGAUUUCUGAUCCGACCACACCUGGUUCAGCGUUUACGCAGCUAUUUCCGAUGGUGAAUCCAAGUCUAGUCGGAGGCACGGCCAAUUGCUCGUCGUCAUCAUCGGCUUCCACAGCGACAACCGCUGUCGCAGCGGUCCCCACCGCCACAGCCUCCGCCUCUGUCUGCUCGUCGUCUUCGUCAUUGCCAUCAUCUACCGCCGCUGCUGCUGCUGCAGCUGCCGCCGCCGCCGCUGCCUUCCCCGGUUACCUAGCUGUUAGGGGUAAUGCGACGCUGGGUAAUGUUCUUUUCUUUGUCUUGUUAUUGCUUUUACUUUUUUUGAUGCACGAAGCGCAAAAUUUUCUCUAACG